AUGCUAACUCUACGUUCCAGUGAUGAUCAAAACAAAUUUAUCCUAACGCCAGGCAAUCAUAUAUGGCCAUUUUCUUUUCAUCUUGAUGAUUCACUUCCCCCUACUAUGACACAAAAUGAUCGUCAAGGUCCCUAUAUUCGCUACUUCCUUUGUGCUCGAUUAAAACAAUCAGAUUGGUAUAAGAUGAACGUUGAACAACGAUAUCCUAUUAUAAUUCAACGUUCAACGACAUCGUUGCGUAUAACUCACCUUGAAGUUGAAGAUGAAAAUCGAAAGGGUGUUAAAUUGCAUGCGUUUCUUCAUAAGAAUGUUGCUGUUGCUGGUGAGUGCUUCUCGUUUGAACUCGACUUAUACAAUCCAAACCGAAUGACAAUUCAUCAAAUAUCAGCAAAGCUGAUUCGAGAACGAAUAUUGGCUCGUACAGAAGAGAAAAAUAUAAUUCCACUGACAAAGAAUCUUCUGGAUACAUAUAAUUUUCAGGACGAACAUUUAUAUGGCAACUUCAAACUUCUUCUGCCUAAAGAAACUGUGGCAUCAUUUUCAUGGGAAACAGAACCAUACCCUUCUCGAAACCCAUUAACCAUGCGUUACGAGCUCCGUCUUGAAGCUCAUAUGCAUGAUCGCUUGAAUAAUAUUCGCCUACAAGUUCCUUUGAUCAUCAUCAAUACAACAUUGAAAAAUGAAGAUCAUACGAUGCCACUACCGAGCUACGAAACUCUUUUUCCUGUUUAA
Messenger RNA from Rotaria sp. Silwood1, 732 nucleotides. NCBI's taxonomy places the organism in Eukaryota, Metazoa, Rotifera, Eurotatoria, Philodinida, Philodinidae. The record is from the annotation of a GenBank genome assembly.